This is a messenger RNA of Brassica napus (rape), 369 nucleotides long. RefSeq names its product glycine-rich protein 23-like. The record is from RefSeq and is a predicted model, not a curated record. Bases 1 to 369 code for a protein of 122 amino acids. The transcript has a single exon. NCBI's taxonomy places the organism in Eukaryota, Viridiplantae, Streptophyta, Magnoliopsida, Brassicales, Brassicaceae.
AUGGAAACCCGUGGUAUCAUUUUGAUAGUUUGUAGUGGAAUCUUUGUUUUGACUAUUAUCCUGACAGUCACUAACGAGCCCAUCAACCAGAAAAGCAGAGAUGCUGGUGGAUUCACGUUUUAUCCAGCGGCUGCAUCUCUCCCUCCCGUCUCUAGUUCCGCACAUCACGGCUGUAAGAUGAAACAGACAAGAAGCAAUGGUAUUGGUGGUGGUCUCAUGUUUCUCUCGGCUGCGUCAGUCACAGCCUCCGUUUCUAGCAAUCAAGGAUACGGUGGUGGAGGGGGACAUCACGGUGGUGGCGGUGGUGGCUGUGGAGGAGGACAUCACGAUGGUGGCGGUGGCGGAGGCGGCGGAUGUGGUGGUGGAUAA